AAUUCAGUGGAUGAAGUUUUGAGAUAAAUUUACUACACAAUCUGUCUCGAUAAUGGUUUAUAUUGUAUCUCAAAGUAAUUUUCCAAUCUUUGCACUUCAGUUGUAUCAUUAAUAUAAUUAUAAUAAAAAUGAAAGUAAGAAAUCUGAAACAUUAUCUUAUCAGCUGAAAGCUUGCGAGACAAGCCACCUCACGUACGCAAGAAUGAAGAAAGCAGCAAGUGAAUAUUUGAAAAGGAGAUAUAUAGGAGCAGAGGCACAGGGGAAAAAUUACGAGAACAUGUUGAGCUUCUCCAGCGGUUGGCAUUCAAAAUCAUGUUUGGACGGCGUUCUGGGAGUUCAAAACCAUCAAAUGCCAUAUUGUGGAGCUUUCUGUUCAUAUGGACUGCGAAGGAUGCGAGAAGAGAAUAAGAAGAGCAAUCUCCAAAAUGGAAGGGGUUGAUAGCUUGGAAAUAGACAUGGAUAGGCAGAAGGUGACGGUAACAGGAUAUGUGGAUCAGAGAAAGGUCCUGAAGGUAGUGAGAAGAACAGGAAGGAAGGCUGAGUUUUGGCCAUUCCCCUAUGACGUUGAAUAUUAUCCUUAUGCAGCUCAGUACUUGGAUGAAACCACCUACACAACUUCCUACAACUAUUACAGGCAUGGGUUCAAUGAAAGCGUGCAUGGAUAUUUUCCUGACCAGGCCUAUGAGACCGUUGAUGAUAACACAGUUCAUCUUUUCAGUGAAGAUAAUGUUCAUGCCUAUUGCACCAUUAUGUGACUCACUGCUGCUCUUCCCAAGCCUGAGAAAAGUGUUUUUCUUUUUUUUUUUUCUUUUUAUCUUUCUUUUCAUUAUAACAAAUCCAUUGUCAAAUGACAAAUAAGAUAAAACAAAAACAGAUAAUAGUUUAUCUA
Molecule: messenger RNA, 889 nt
Organism: Ricinus communis (castor bean)
Lineage: Eukaryota; Viridiplantae; Streptophyta; Magnoliopsida; Malpighiales; Euphorbiaceae
Product: heavy metal-associated isoprenylated plant protein 45
Exons: 3
Coding region: 378-755 (125 amino acids)
Molecular function (GO): metal ion binding
Source: RefSeq, a predicted model, not a curated record